Messenger RNA from Cladophialophora yegresii CBS 114405, 3159 nucleotides. RefSeq lists its product as uncharacterized. Lineage: Eukaryota; Fungi; Ascomycota; Eurotiomycetes; Chaetothyriales; Herpotrichiellaceae. The coding region runs from base 1 to 3159 and encodes 1052 amino acids. Gene Ontology annotation, molecular function: nucleic acid binding. The record is from RefSeq and is a predicted model, not a curated record. The transcript is spliced from 2 exons.
AUGCCGAAAAAGCCCGCGUCUGCCUCGCCCUCGACUUCGUUUCUCCCUCCCGAGUCCAGUCUUGCAAAACGACCAAAAUAUCCACGGCCUCCUGUUGCUGUGCCUGGUCUUCCCUCAGCAAAGAAACUCAGAGUUACCAAGGUCGCUAGCCCGAAUCUCUCCUUGCCAAACAGUCCGAUUCAAGCACGUCGAAACGCUGAAGAAGAGGUGGUGAGACAAGAGAAGGAAGAAAUCGAACGGAUGCGACAGGCUUGGAUGCAAAAGCUGCAUGAGGCUGAAAAGAUCGCCGACCAUGUCGAAGCGUUUUUGGAACAGGAAGAGGCUGAACUCAAACGAAGCCGAGAAGAAGAGGCCACAAGACGACAAGCGUGGACGCGAAAGCUGCGCAAAGCCGAACAAAUCGCGAAUCUCAUCGAAAGCUUCGGCUGGGACGACAAGACAAGCAUCGACCGUUACCUUCGGCUUCGCUCACUGGUGGAAAGGGGAAAGGAACUCGAGCGCUGUUUGGAAGACUCCUAUAAGAAGAGUGGUCUAAAUCCUCGUACCAGGGAGGUUGCCAAUGCGGCGUGGCACUCCCUCGUGGACGCCUUUGCCGAUCCCAAUCUUGCCUGGAUCCAGCCGCGCCUUGACGAGAGCCGACGAGGUAGACGACGGUCCCUCUCCGUGAGAGAGGGAAAGCCUCGUCCAUCCUUGCCUUCUCGUGUUAGAUUCUCAUUGUUUGGGAUUAUGACUCUCCAAGAUGAUAUGGUUGACACCGCCACGAUGAUAGGCGUGCAUCUGCAUGAGUUGCGCCAGCUGAGAAGAACACGACUUCAAUUGUUUUGGGUGCCAGAACUCCACAGCUACCACAAAUUCACACUCCCGCUAGAAUACCUUGCAGACGCUGCCAGCCUGACGGCCACACGUAUCAGGGACAACUACAUUCAAUUCAGAAAGGGUGCCAAACUGCUCCAUCGUCCAUCCUCGCGUAGGCUGGCGAAGAUUCUCGUCGAUGAACCCAUUCUCCACCAUGUCGGGAAAGUGCACUGGCUGAGUAGGGUCAUCGUUCGCGAUAUUCGGCACGAACUCUCACAGAUCUCAGCCUCAGUCCUGCAAAGGGAACUGUUUUCAACAUACCAGCCUCUCGCCACUUACAACGCAUACUCUCCGGUGUUGAAGAACUACAUAGAUUUCGCUGGUCGCGACCGUUCACCCGGAAAACUGCACAGCCUUUCAGCCAGGCAUCUGAAACUCCAAAGAGAUAUCCUACUCCAGAGAGAUUUCACAUGGCUCUGGGCAGGGAUCUCUAAAGCCUCUUCCCUCGACCGUUGCUGGUCGAAUGACUAUCAUGCCUCAAUGGAUCAAGCACACACGGGGUCCCCGGCUUCCCCCAUCACUCGCUUGCUUGUACCAUCUGCUCAAGUCGACGCUGGUCGUACAGCUCCAUGGGCGACCCCAACGCCCCUUUAUCCGCUCGGCCCUGCAGUCCCCAUCCUCUAUGUUACGACAUUCUCUGGCCUCACCAGCGUCUUACACCGCUUCAGCAGUCCUGAGCGCUGCAAACACUUGGCCUUCGAUAUCGUCCAGACCCCUGGCACGAAGUGUUACCCUGGGGUCCAAUUUUUGACACUCGCAAGCGAACACGAGGUUGCAGUCAUACAAUUCGCUGCAAUCAGUUACUUCUCGAUUCUUCAGGCUGAAACAUUCGAAGACGUCAUGAAAAACCCCUCAAUCCUCAAAGUAGGUGUGGACGUCGAGUCGCAACAACGACUUUUGGCAGAUGGUCCAGGUAUCGAGGUGGAAGGUCUCGUCGAGCUCCAUACUUCGGAACACCAUGAUAUUCCCCUGAAGCAUCUAUCUCCCAACAACGGUCGAAGUCGAAGAGUCUCGUCAAUGGCUGCACGAUCGCUGGGAUUUUCUCUGCCGCCUUUGGAUCUAGACCAGGCGGUCAACGAUAUCAUCAGCUUCAAAUCUGUUGGCCGCACUCGUGCGGUCGAUCCACUGCCGUUCUUGACCCAUAUCGCCUCACGAGCCUACGCUAUACUACAAAUCUAUCUAGCGUCCACGACAGGUGGCUCCUUCACUUCAGCGCCUGCGGCCCAUCCAUUGCUCGGCCCCGUCGAAGUCUACGGGCAAGCCGGAAAACCUGAGCGAUAUUCGGAACUUCGUAGUUCGCGGAUGAAGUACCUGAAAUGCAUGGCGCGAUUUCUCGUUUCUAGAACCGCCUUCCGGGCUCAGUUGGAUUCUCCAGCAACUAAUCUAUCUUCACGACUUCAACUGAAGAAGCGGUUGAUGGCCUACUUUCUCUUUACGACCUUCAACGAACGCCUCGAGACCGUUGAAGAGAUUUUAGGGAUGUCCCAGGUCGCAUCGAAUAUCCUUGCCAUUGUCGAUGCCGCUAAGCUGCCACUGCGCACUCAGGACGCCGGUCUACUUGAGCGUCAUCGCAAGAUUUACCAUGAAGACAUGCCGAUCCGGAAAGUUCAGUAUACUCCGGAUAUUCCUCUAAGAGCAAGAACUUCCAUGGCUCCUACCACGGCAAGCCAAAAGGCGGAACCCAUGACUGCUCCAGUGGCACAGGUUGCAUGGAAGUCGAAGAAUCCUCCGCCUGCCAGGAAAAAAAGAACGCCCACCGCGAGCUCAGGCCUGAAGAAGCCAAACUCACAUUUUGCCGAUCAAUCUACUUCGACAUCCUUGGAGAUUCAACCCCUGGGCAGUCGGGCGCUUGGUUCUGAUAGCGUACAGAUCAGAAGGCUCGCCACUGAUAGAUUGAACAGGGUAGAGCGCAGAAGGCUCCAGACUAGGAUAAAGCGACAGUUCGUUCGAGCUCGAAUGCAAGUGGGUGACCAAAAAGCCGAAGACCUAUCCGCCUCAGCAACCCCGGAUUCUCUGCGCGCCGGAACAUGGCUGCUCCGAAAACAUCCCGGGGGAAAGAAGUCGAACAAGGGAACCACGGCCCAUGAGGGGGACCCUUGGUUGCCGAGAACAGCAGAAUCCUCGAACCAAGCCAGGGAAGCGAUUCGGAGCACCAUCAACGACCCCGGGAAGGGCAGGACAUUGACUUUGCCAAAUAAGGGAACAAUUCGUACUAUGGAUGGCUUGAUACGGGGACGGCGCAGAAGAAGAAUACGAUCUUUCGAACGGAAGAGCCUAGGUGGCACCGAAGCAGCCGGAACAUGA